UCAUCAUAACAUUAAUAAUUUUUAAAGAUGGCGGAAGUUGAUAAAUAAAUAAACAAUAGUAAAUUUAAAUAAUUAGUACCGAGUUGAUAAUUGGGGCUUUUAUUUUAUGAGCAGUAUUGAAAAAAUAGCAGACACCUGACAUUUUUUUUAAUUUUAAAAUUCUGCAUCAUUAAAAAAAUUUUGAAAAUACGCUCGAAGUUUUCAAAAGUUAAUUUGAAUUUUUUCUAUUAAUAUUAAAUUUGUUUAUUUAAAAAUUCAAAAAGUUGGCGGUUGUCUUCUGCUGCUAUCAUUCGUGUGAAUAAUUUAUCAAAAAAUUAAUAAUUAUAAUAAAAUAUGACAAAGCGCAAUGUUCAAACUAUAAUAUGUCUUCUAAUAGCUUCCAUAACUGGACUCCAGCAGUUCCGUUCAAAAAACAAGAUAAUAUUGUUUCUUCAGAAUACGCAUCUCUAAAAAUAUUCACUCCGUCAUAUGAGAAAUAUCAUGUGACAAUGGAACUACUGAUGGCUAAUGAAUACCAGCGAUUGUGGUUACGAGAAAGAGAUGAAUGGGCUCGUAAGACAUUUGCACCUAAAAAUCAAAGAUUACCACGAAGAAGAGACAGUAAAAACAUACAAAAAGGAAAAGAAGGUACAAAGAGUGACACUAAAACGAAAGAGAGCAAAAUAAAACAGACAAAGAAUGAAAAAAUAAAUAAACUAACUAAGAAAUAAGAUAAAUAUUUGAUAAUAAAAUUUAUUAAAUAAUAACAACAA
This is a messenger RNA of Microplitis mediator, 752 nucleotides long. RefSeq lists its product as uncharacterized. Bases 363 to 710 code for a protein of 115 amino acids. NCBI's taxonomy places the organism in Eukaryota, Metazoa, Arthropoda, Insecta, Hymenoptera, Braconidae. The record is from RefSeq and is a predicted model, not a curated record. The transcript has 4 exons.